AUAACUGUAGCAAUUCAUAAGUGCUAAUUGGCGCAUGAGGGCAUCACCCAUUUCGAGUGGACAAAAGACAUUGCUGGAGAGUAUUCAUACUUCGUAUUCAAUUUUGUCGAGAUCACAACACAAGAAGUUGUGCACGAUGUGUGGUACAUCCGUUUGGUGUUUAUUGUUUGUGUUACUUUUUGCUGCUGGUAGUAAAAGUGGAGAUGUACCUUCAAUUUUGACAAAUGCUUAUGCUAAAGUAGCAAAAUGGGGUGCAGCUAAUAGUGGUACCCUAGGUGAAGGGCGUAGUUCUAAUGGUCAAUCAUUUUUUACACAAAGUUCGGAUGUAAAACUACGAAGUGGUCAAAAUUUAAACAAGGAAAAAGUGGUUUAUCAUUACAGUGUGCCUGUUCAAAAAGUUCAAAACGGAAAAAUUGAUUCCGUGAUAAAAAAGCAAGGAUUUCAAGACAGGUUUAACCCACCUCCAGCGUUCCAAUUCGGAGAUUCAAAGAGAAAUGUUGAUCAGGACCAUGAUCACGAUCAUGGACCAGUUUACAUCCCGCCAAAAGUUUCUUAUGACUCACCUAUAUCUUCAUAUAACCCAAUAGCAAGUGGAAUACCAGAUUCUUCAAAGUUUACAAAUGGAGGACCUAAAUAUCCUCCAUUUAAUGAUAAUCCAUCACCAUCAUCAUCACCAGCACCUCCUGCGGAUUUCAAAGGACCUUUAAAUAAUGUAGACGCCAAUGGAUCUGAUUACGACGAUUCAAAUGAUAAGGCACCUCCUGGUAUUGAUGAUAAUGGUGAUAACAAUGACAAUAACAAUGGAGGUUAUCAAUAUAAUCCGCCGACAUCAGGUGGGUAUCAGUAUAAUCCACCUACUGCACCUCCACCACCACCUCCGGCUAUGUUACCAACACCUGUACCAUCAACUACAGCUAAACCACAAGUGAUGACAUUACCAUCACUAUCCCAUCACUACAAAUUCCCUUCGUAUGUUUAUGAUCAUCCUCCGAUUGAUUAUGACCAUGAUCAUGAACAUAACCACGACCAUGACCAUAACCAUGACCAUGAUCAUCAUCAACACCCACCUGAUGAUCAUUCUAAUGAAAUGCCUGACAAUGGACCACCAGAUAUGCCCGAUCAAAACCCUCUUCCGCCUCCUGAUCAAAAUGAUUACCCAGAUACAGAUUACAAUCCAGGAGAUGACCAUAAACACUCCCUGGAUGAUAUCCCAGAAUACCUUGAUCAUGACCCUCACCUAAAAGGUAAAUUCAACCAUUUUCCUCUAUGGUCCAACUUAUAUGAUGACCACCAUCAUGAUCAUCAUCAUGUUUAUCAUCCGAUUACAACAACGACAACGCCACCUCCACCACCACCGGAACCGGAAGAUGAAAACCGUGUCAACAAAGGACACUACAGUUACUACUACCUCGGCAGAAAACUCUACUACAUACCUUUGUACUUUAGCGUGUAUUUCAUUAUUUAUAUAACUGUCUUAAUUCUUAAGUCAAUCGCGCGUCACAAGGUAAAUUUCGUGCAUGAUUUAGACAAUGUUAACAAGGGCAGGAGUCUGGGUGACAUCACCAACUCCACUUCUGUUGAUGAACUUGCUGAGCAAACAACCAGAGCCAUGAUUCAAUUUAAACGACGUUAUAUUGCCAUGUAAUUUGUAACAAUCUAAGAGUUAUAUAAUAAAAAUAUUCUUUGUUUAA
Molecule: messenger RNA, 1691 nt
Organism: Dalotia coriaria
Lineage: Eukaryota; Metazoa; Arthropoda; Insecta; Coleoptera; Staphylinidae
Exons: 2
Coding region: 35-1645 (536 amino acids)
Source: RefSeq, a predicted model, not a curated record